Molecule: messenger RNA, 8464 nt
Organism: Mus musculus (house mouse)
Lineage: Eukaryota; Metazoa; Chordata; Mammalia; Rodentia; Muridae
Gene: Gtf2a1
Product: general transcription factor II A, 1
Exons: 10
Coding region: 2996-3982 (328 amino acids)
Biological process (GO): positive regulation of transcription initiation by RNA polymerase II; positive regulation of transcription by RNA polymerase II; transcription initiation at RNA polymerase II promoter
Cellular component (GO): transcription factor TFIID complex; transcription preinitiation complex; nucleus
Molecular function (GO): protein heterodimerization activity; RNA polymerase II core promoter sequence-specific DNA binding; RNA polymerase II general transcription initiation factor binding
Source: RefSeq, a predicted model, not a curated record
CUGAAAGGGGAAGAGGUUUGGGGAAACCCACUGUGUGUUAGGCAUCAUUGCAAUCUAGACUGUAUAGACAUGGGAAGAGCCUCCAGUAGUCUGAUUGUAUUGUUUUUUUUUUUCUAGAAGUUUACUUGUAUUUCUGUAUAUACAUGUGUAUUCCUGUACUUGUGUGCUCAGGUACUUGAGGAGCUGGAGCCGUGCUGCUUUCAGUCUCCUGAUGUCCCCAGGAAGAGCACUUUUAACUGAGGAGCCAUCUCUCUCUCUCUCUCUCUCUCUCUUUUUUUUUGUUUUUUCGAGACAGGGUUUCUCUGUGUAGCCCUGGCUGUCCUGGAACUCACUCUGUAGAACGAGGCUGGCUUCGAACUCAGAAUUCCGCCUGCCUCUGCCUCCCAAGUGCUGGGAUUAAAGGCGUGUGCCACCACGGCCGGCUUGCAUGGAGUCUUAAAAAAUCAGAGUGAGACUCACUGGGAAUGGGCCUCCCGGUUUUUCAUGAUAACGGUAACCUUAAUAUUUAAAAAAAACCCAAAAUGUUCAAAGUGUUGAUUGGAUCACAAUUUCAAAUACUUAUGUCCUGUGAAUUAUUUUCUAGUGCUCCAGACCAGACACACCUUGCAGGGAACUGUUGAGCCACUAUUUAGUGGCCAAAUGUACUGUGGCACUUGCCUUUAAUGCCAGCACUCAAAGAGCAGAGGAAGGUGGAUCUCUGUGAGUUCAAGGCCAGCUAGGACUACAAGGAUUCUGUGUAGUCCUGGAACUUGUAGACCCUGUCUCAAACAAACAAAAAAAGAGAAAAAGAAAAAAAAAAAAAAAGAAAUUAAAGGAGAGAAUGGAGCUAAUGUUGAAGAAAUCCUAGAGUCAAGUGUGGUGGCAUGCCUUUGAUCCCAGCACUGGGAAAGUAGAGGCAGGCAGUUCUCUGAGUUACAGGAAAGCCAGAGAAACCCUGAGGUGAAAAAAAAAUUCUCUCAAGAGAAGGUUUAUGUCCAGCUUCUUAGUAUGCAUGGUCCCAGUCUUCGCUAAUCCCCUUCCCUGAGGUCAUAGGAAACAAUCUGUAGUCUUUCCAUGCUCUUCUAGUCUUUGAUAUUUCACUUAUCUGGCUUCACUGGCAUAGAAUGACAUUGUCUGAUUGCUUUUUGAACAUAAAAUGCCCACGUCCACAUUACAUUUUGUCCCCAUAUUCCUAGGACCAGGGAAAGUGGCAGUUGUUAAAUUCUGCCUACCAAACAGGAAUCUGUUCCGUAAAAUAUUGAUACAAAGGCAGAAUUUGCUUGCACGUCCCAGGUCAAACUCCCGAUGAAUUGCACUCCAAGAUACCAACAGACUCUGCCUGAUCUCUUGGGACAGGCCAGGCAAGUUGAUGAGUCAACGGCAUGGGUUUCAGAUGUGGUUAGUCACUGUGUGCUGGCCAGUGUGCAAAUCACAGCACUCUGGUAACAUUAAAAACAGAGCAGUAAUGUAUGUCAGGGAGUCAAAUAUGUAGUAGUUGUAUCCGAGUUCCUUUUCUUUUUUCGUCAUUUCUACCACCCUAAGAAGUCAUCUAAAGUACUUUUGAGUUGGUAGAGGCUGACUCUUUGGGGCAUUUUAGCCAAACCACCUAAUAGUUUAAUUUUGUACAGACAAACGGCUGGAAACACCUACAGGCGUCCCUAAUUCUGUAAAGUAGACAGAGGGAGAACAAAGCUUUCCUAGCCUUUGGACUUAUACACAACUUCACGAGGUCUGUCCUUUGCAAGAGGCGCGAACUUCCUCCUCAUCCGACCUAAGCUCACGAAUCAAAAGAUGACUCCGCAUUUAAAAACUGUCCCAAGCCCCAGCGCGCGGGAGCCGGAAGCCGCGCCACGUGACCCGCCGUCCCUCCGCAGCCAUCCUCCGGGGAAGCCUAUCGCUUCGGCGGCUACUCCCACUCCUCCGCUCCACCGGAGCGGCUGCGCGUCCACCCGACGCAGCGCUAGGUACCCUUGAUCGCUGGCUUCCCUCAAUACCCCAGCCUCCUCCGGAGGACGCCUCCCGGUCCAACCGGUCGCCACCACCACCGCCACGGACCGCUUCCGCCAGGGUGCGGACCACGUGAUCGCGCGAGCCAUAGGGGGGUGGGGAAAAGGCCGCGGCGCGCGCCUUCUUUACUCCAGGCCCGCGGCCCCGCCCACCCGGCCACCCAGCCGGGGCGGGGGGGAGGGGGGGGAAAAGAAACCUGGCGACGCCCCGGGCGCGCGUGCGCACGCGGUUCUCGCGGUGUCUCGCGCUCGGCCCCGCCCCCCGCUGCCCCCGCCCUUUCCGCCCCUCCCUCCCUCCGCCCUGUCUCUCGGCGGCGGCGGCGGCGGCGGCUCGCGCAGCUCGUUGGCUCGCUAUAUAAAGGGGAGAAGCAGGCGGACCGGACGGCUGGAGCUGCAGCCGGUGGCGGCAGCGGUGGCGCGGGGAGCGGUGACCGGUGUUGGUUUCCCUCCUCGGCGCCGAGUGGGGAGCGGGUGACGCCCCCUAACCCCCUAAGGGGUCGUGGCUAAUUUUUUCCCCCAUUUUUUCUUUUUUCUUUAGGCGAUUCUCGAGGUUUUUAGCUGCGGGAGGAGUGCCCCCCUCCUCCUGCUCUCCCGCCUCUUACUCCUUCUGGAUCGGUUUUGUUGAGAGAUUUUUUUUUUUUUGCCCCACUCUUGGCGGGUGACUUGGGUCACCCUCCGGGUCUCAGUUGUUUUUUUUUUUUUUUCUUUUUUUUUUUUUUUUUAAAUUUUUUUUUCCUUUCUUUCUAUCUCGUUCCCUCUUGUUUGUGUUGUGUGUGGAAAUGGCGAACUCGGCAAACACAAACACCGUGCCUAAAUUGUAUAGAUCUGUGAUUGAAGAUGUUAUUAAUGACGUACGAGACAUUUUUCUGGAUGACGGAGUGGAUGAACAAGUCCUGAUGGAACUAAAAACUUUGCAUCAUGUGUGGUUGGGGAAGUGACUCAUCAAGUAAAUGAAGAAGGUCUGAGUUGACAUCUCCUUCACCACAUAGAAGUUGUGGGAGAAUAAACUAAUGCAGUCUAGGGCAGUAGAUGGAUUUCAUUCAGAAGAACAGCAGCUUUUGUUGCAAGUUCAGCAGCAGCAUCAACCCCAGCAGCAGCAGCAUCACCACCACCACCACCAGCACCAGCAAGCGCAACCUCAGCAAACGGUACCUCAGCAAGCACAGACCCAGCAGGUCCUCAUUCCUGCAUCCCAGCAAGCUACAGCACCACAAGUUAUUGUUCCUGAUUCUAAGUUGCUACAACAUAUGAAUGCAUCAAGUAUUACGAGUGCUGCUGCUACAGCUGCUACCUUGGCACUGCCUGCAGGAGUGACUCCGGUUCAACAGCUACUAACAAAUUCAGGCCAGCUGCUUCAGGUGGUCAGAGCAGCCAAUGGUGCCCAGUAUAUCUUGCAGCCUCAGCAGUCAGUUGUUCUACAACAACAAGUUAUACCACAAAUGCAGCCUGGUGGAGUCCAAGCUCCUGUUAUCCAGCAGGUCUUAGCCCCACUUCCUGGAGGGAUUUCACCACAGACAGGCGUCAUCAUCCAGCCACAGCAAAUCUUAUUUACAGGAAAUAAGACUCAGGUCAUUCCUACAACAGUGGCAGCACCCGCCCCGGCACAAGCGCCGAUGCCUGCAGCCGGACAGCAGCAGCCACAGGCCCAGCCUGCCCAACAGCAAGCUCCGUUGGUGCUGCAAGUUGAUGGAACAGGGGAUACAUCUUCUGAGGAAGAUGAAGAUGAAGAAGAAGACUAUGAUGAUGAUGAGGAAGAAGAUAAAGAGAAAGAUGGAGCUGAAGAUGGGCAGGUGGAAGAAGAGCCGCUCAACAGCGAGGAUGACGUCAGUGACGAGGAAGGGCAGGAACUCUUUGACACUGAGAAUGUUGUCGUCUGCCAGUAUGAUAAGAUACACAGAAGUAAAAAUAAAUGGAAAUUUCAUCUCAAGGAUGGCAUUAUGAAUCUUAACGGAAGAGAUUAUAUAUUUUCCAAAGCCAUUGGAGAUGCAGAGUGGUGAAGAGUUGCUCCUUUCCUCUUAUAAAUGAGACAAAGACUUAAAAAGUUAAAAUGGACGGUUUGAAACUUGGGACAUCUAUCAGCCAAAACUUCACUUCUGCAUGUCAGAAAGGCGCAGUAGAAGCAAAGCUCCUGGAGCAGAGCUAGGCCUUGACCACAUAGACACUACUUCAGACCGGCAAGCCGUGGAACUGUAGCACCUGGGGUUGCUGGGCGGGGGGAGGGGUUGGUGUAGGAAAACUGUAACUGUCGAUUUUAAAUACAGGAACCUGCCAUUGGUAAUUAGCAUGUAAAGCUUUGUCUAUAUUUGUUUCUCCAAGUUGGGCUCAAUCAGAAGAUAUUUGUUGGAAUGACCCGAAGAAUUACCCUUUUGAUAGACUGAACUGAAAUUGCUUAUUGUAUGUGGUUAUAUUUGGUAAAAAUUGCGUGUGAGCUUUUUUCAGAAGGGCAAGAAUUAUGGUGUUGAAUUUUAAUUCACUUGUAUAAGAAAAUUUAAAACUCAUAAUAGGUCUUAAACACAUUUUUACUUGUCACUCUCCUCAGUACUCAUACCUCUCGCUUCCCUGCUGUCUGAACAUCUACGUAAGAUUUAAAGAAAAGGAUCGAUGGGCACAGCUUGGAGACGAAGUUGACCCAGGAAUGGAUGCUUGGUUUAAUUAGGUUUUCCUGCUUGUUAAAUGCAACUUAAAGACUUGGGUCUUACCUAGGUUGACUAGAAUUAAAGUGACAGCUUAAUUUCUGUACAGAAAAACUGCUCAGUCCCACUCUAUAAGAGGAAACCCCAAAUGGGCUCUCAGGAAUCUGUUUUCAUCUCACAAAGGUCCCAUGGAGCUGCAGUUGUACAGCACACGUGAGAUGUGGAGGUUUUCCUUCUGGGCUGCGUGUGUGCUUACUGUGCCCGAGUCUGUGUGAGCCCUGGGAUGACAGUCUGUGCGUUGGUCUAAGCAUAAGGGCAACGGAUGAGGACUGGAUUUUUAUUAAACAAUUUAGUAAUUAUAAAGUUUCUUGUGUUUACUAGUAAAGGAUUUUUAAAAUUAUUUUAAUUAAACAAAAUUUUUAAAAAAAACUUUGUAAUUUGAGGGAAAAGUUUGAGGGUGGAGGGGGUAGAGGAAAGUGGGCCACUAAAUACAAAUUUACCUCUUUUUCAUUGGGUGGCCCUUCCAGGCCAUUGGUGAUGUAGACUUGGGCUCCAAUUUGCACAUUGGAAAGAAAAUACAGAGAUUUGACUUGUAUAUCAGAAAUUCUAGACAUUUACUGUGUGUUGAGAAUGUGUAGCUCUGUUCCUGUAAGGGGCUCCACAGAACAAAGAGGCAGCCUCCUGGGACCUGCAGGGACUCUCGCUCACACAGCUCACUUCUGUUCUAGUGACUAACAACAUUUGCAUUCGUUACAUUCAUUCGAUAACUUGCCUGUUGACUUUUUUUUUUUUUUGUCUUCCAUUUUUGUCUUCCUUUAUUUUGACUUUAUAUAGUUCUGGAAGUAACAGAUAAAGUAUAUCACAAAAGAAAAACUGUGAGCUAUAUUGUGCUUUUUUAAGAACAUAUUUUAAAUUUUGUUAAUGCAGUUGAUUUCUCCUCCCCACUUCGCACCCUUCUGAACCAAUUUAUGUUGUGAAAUUUGGCAUCAGUGGUGGGGUCCUCACAUGAUAGGAGUUAGAGUUUGCUUGUAUUCCAUUACUGGUAAUACAGGUUUUUUUUUUUUUUUUAAUUUUGUUUGUUUUCUUAAUGUAGCUUUUUGAGGGGAAGUUAGUUUAAUCUCUUAUUCUCAAAGCACACAGCAGUUCUGGUUUAAGUAUAGAACUUGGCGAACAACAGAAUCCCAGGAGUUGCUGAGUUGUCCCUCCCUCAGUAUAGUCUCUAGUCUGUGUUUACUCAGUGAGAUCAGUAACCUGAACUACCUAUGGCAGCCCAGCAGUGCUGCUCCAGUGAAACUUGGGCUAAUCAGUAGUUCUUAUGCUAAUUCAGCACAGGCCCUGCCUCCCUGUGUAGUCAGACAUACUGAAGGUUAGCAUUGCCCACUGGCCUGUUUCUUCUAGCUGUACAUUGUCAAACAUGAACAACCACUUCUUUCAGAGUGACACAAAGGGGGCUUGUCUUGAAGCAGGAACUGACCAUUUAUAUUUGUACCUAUGUAUUGCCUAAUAAUGACAGCGUCCUGGACUAAUCCUUUGAUCUGGGAAAGCUCUGAAAGGUGGCUCCAGCAGCCCCGCACUGUGCUCUUACGUGCUGUUCUGUUGUGUUCCAUUUAAAUCAAGUAGCAUGCGGUGUUCUAUCGUAGUAUCGUAGCUUUUGCUGUGUAAAUGUCACUUGCUUUGCAUUCUCAAUCAUGCUUUCGCCAUAACAUUUAACUGAUGAUGUCAUGAAGUUCUAAUAAAGUGUCAUUCCUUUGGAAAGCAAGGGAUUCCCACUUGGAGAGUUUUAGGAUGAAAGUAGCAAGUUUAUCCAAAAGGUGGAACCAGGGACGCAAGCAGUGUCUUCAGAAACUGAUCCGUUUCGACGUGUACCCAGAGUGACGGCACCUUUUAUAGGACACGAUGCCAGUAGUGUGCCAAGGUCAGUUCACAUAGAUGACUAACAUGGAAGUGUGUGCCUUUCAGUAGAUGAGCUCUUGCCUGGUGGUCAUUUGUAUUCUCACACCACCGGAAUGCCCGCGAACACACGCACUUUCUUAGUGACACAACUUUGUCCCGUGCAGUUUCUAGAGUCAAACAGGAUAGGAGGGGAUAUUUAUAUGAGGCGUUUGUAUUUGAAAUGUUGAAAUUUCUGUUAAAUAAGUCUCACAUUUACACUGUUGCAGUUUUAAAAGUCAGGCUGGCAUCAAAAUUCACGAAGCGUGUACCGAGAUUGAAAUGUGUUAUUGACAAGCAUAUUCUGGCUUUAGAAGACAAUGUAAAAAAGUACUAGUUUUUAUAUAAAGGCUUUCUUUUGCUCUAUUGAAAAUCAAGUUUUUCUUUUGGUGGCUUGUAUGGACGAAUGCAGAGUUGUCUCCCUCUGAGAGUUUUUUUUUUUUAUAUUAUAGCAAUAAUGUCACCAUAUUAGAGGAUAAGUAUACCGUGUAUAAGAACAGACCUAUCUCCUCUUAGCAGUUUUCCCUUUAUAACAGCAUUUUCUUCCACUUGAGAAGGCUCUUGUAUUUUCAUAUUACAUCAUAUGAGAAUAUGAAGCUUUUGAGCUUUUGUGCAAUGUGUUAUUUUGUUGAUCUGUGUACAUUUUCAUUUCAUGUCUCCUUCCUACCUGUCUGAAUCAGCUGUAUCAGAUGUGGAGGUUUUGGUUAAUGGUUUGUGUGUUUUCUCAUCCUUAUUGUUCAGUUUAGCUUUUCAUCUGUUACCCUUAUGGAAAUUAUUCUGGUUUAUAUUCUUCCUCCUGGAAGCCCACCUUUGCCCUUCUGUUAUCUUCCUUUGGUGCAUGAUUUAAGGAAGACUGCAUCAAAUUUAAUAUUUUUAGUUUUGAAGAAUAAAAGUUUCCUCCCGUUUGCGGGGAGAACAAACCACCAUUGAAUAAACCAUUGGUCUUUCAGUCAAGCUUCUUUAGAUCAGUUCAGUGUGCAUCGGUUACACCGGGUGGGAGGGGCCGGCCAUAGCUGUUCGGAGCUACUAUUGUCGACUGCUGUUGUACAGACUGUUCUGUGUAAGGGCGUGAAUAUAUUUAUUAUGUUUGUAAAAUUCACUCUGUACACUUGCAGACCAAGGUUGCUCUUCUGUGAUAUAUCGGGUGUUAAGUUUUAAAGACCAUCUUGGAAUACAAUUAAAGAGCUUAGUAUUUUGAUGUACUAAGACUAUUUUAAGUUUUAAUAUUUUACCUUGCAAAAACUUUAAUUAAAGAUGUUAUUUAAAAAAAAAGUAAUGUUGCUUGCUUUGCUUACUAGUCAGCGACAUUGGUAUAUGGACAACUGAGUAAAACCAUACAGUUUAGACAGGAAGUUCAACAAAAAUAGGAUAUCGUUAAAUUUUGUACCCUUAGUUAAAUUCUGUACCUAUAAGGCAGUGGGUUUGGGGUGCCAGACUGAAUUGUUAAAACUGUGUUAGAAAUCCUUAAGCGCUUUCAAAAGUUGUAUUCCAGGCACAGAAGCAUUUAGGAUGGGUAAAUUCACACCAACUAAAUGUAAAUUAAGGUUAAUAUAAUUAACAUUGUAUUAAAUGAGUAUUUCUACUCAAAAAGCUUAGAUUACAUAGGAUGAAGUUAUUAAGAACAUUGUUUCAUUUGUUUGGCUAAACUGUUUUUUCUCAGUUCAGAGUUUGUAAAUAAUUGCUUAUUAGGAGAUUUGGAUUAUUGAGGUUUGUAUUACAUAUUGAAUAUAUUUUGUGUUACUUUAGAAGAUAUUAAAAUUACUAGCAGUAUUUUGAUUUUAUAGUUAAUUCAAAUGAAUCAUUAAGAGCUUGCCUUUUUGUAAUUUUUUAUCCUGUUAUAAACUACUUUAUCUAAGGAAACAUGCAGAUUUUAACUAUUAAAUAAUCAUAAUAAAGAUAUUUUAUUUAUUGCCAGCA